AAUUUCUACCGAUUUCCAUGUCCACGAAACACAUAUUUGACUCGUCUGAUGGCCUCGUCCUCAAAUCCCUCCGUGGUGCCGUAGCGCUCAGCCCUGCCUUGCGCAUCCACUCUUCCUCAAAGUCUGUUUACGUUGCCCACCCCGCCCCUAACACCCACCUCGCCGUCAUAUCAGGCGGAGGUGCCGGCCAUGAGCCUGCACACGCAGGCUACACCGGGCACGGUAUGCUAGCAGCCUCCCUCUCUGGGGACAUCUUCGCCAGCCCUUCCGCUCGCUCCAUCCUCGCCACCAUCCACUUUGCAGCAUUCGCCUCCUCCUCCGUCCCCCUCGACCCCACUGCCGUCGCCGUCGCCGCCCCUGCCCACGCCCAAGCUUCGCUUCCCAACCCCCGCGAGGUCCUCGUCGUGAUUAACAACUACACGGGCGACCGCCUGAACUUUGGCCUCGCGAUCGAGCAAGCACGCAGAGCGUUUACAUCUCUGCACAUCGACGCCGUCGUCGUCGCAGAUGAUGUUUCCCUUCUCGACCAACCCUCCCUCGUCGGCCCACGCGGACUCGGUGGCAACAUCAUCGUGUGCAAGAUCCUAGGCGCCUACGCUGCGUCCGGAGGUAGGUUGGCACGUGCGAAGGAGUUAGGAGAUGCUGUGGUUGGCGAGUUGGCGAGUGUAGGGGUUGGGCUGGCACAUUGCCAUAUCCCGGGGAGGAAAGUUGUGGAGGAGGAAGGGGGAGCGGGGGCGUUGAGGGACGGAGAGGCGGAGAUCGGGUUGGGGUUGCAUAAUGAACCUGGGGUGAGGCGCGUCAAGAUGGAGAGUGCGGAGGCGCUCGUGAAAGAGAUGAUCGAGCUUGUGUUGGGUUCGCGUGGGGUUGGUAAGAAUGGAAGGAGCGUUGAUGAGGGGCCUUUGGUGAGGCCGGACGACGAGGUGGUGUUGUAUGUCAAUAAUCUGGGUGGAAUCUCGCAGCUCGAGAUGGGCGCUGUGCUUGAUGAGAUUGUUAUCCAACUAUCCGCCCGCAACAUCCAUCCAUCAAGGGUCUACCUCGCGCCAUUCAUGACCUCACUUAAUGCACCCGGAUUCUCGCUCUCCAUACUCAACAUCUCUCGUAUCCAGUCCCGUCUCUCAUCGCUGCUACCCUCGUCCGACCAAAGCGACAAUAAUAACGACGAACCUCCAUCGAUCAACGUCCUCGAUCUCCUCGACGCACCUACAGACGCUCAUUCAUGGCUGGGCGUUCGAGUCUGGUCUCCCUCUCGUCGUCCUGCGGACAACGCGCGGGACGAGGAAGAGGCGGAGGUGCUGUUGCGCGCGUCGGGGUACAAGUAUUCGGUUGAUGGUAGCUCAGGGGGGACUCCCCUCGUCCAGUCUCACUCUCCGUCCCACUCUAAUAGCGCCAUCGAGAUCGAGAGGGCUAUUCGUCAGGCGUGCAAGCACGUUAUGGCUGCUGAACCUGCUAUGACGCGUUAUGAUACGGUCGUAGGCGAUGGGGACUGUGGGGAGACGUUUGCAGGGGGUGCGAAGGCCAUCCUCGCCGCCCUCGAUAAUGGCACUCUAAGCCCGACACGCAUGGCCCCUGCCACACUCGUUGAGAAAGCGGGCGUGAUCCUCGAAGGGAGUAUGGGCGGCACUAUCGGCGCACUGUUCGCGCUUUUCUUCACAGCAUGGUCUGCUGCGCUCCUCCGCUCCUCCACCACAACCGGCUCUGCCCAUCUCCCACUGACUCUUUUAACACUUCCAGCUGCGCUCUCAGCGUUAGGCACGCACACCCCGGCACGACCAGGUGAUCGUACCAUCGUAGACGCCCUCGCCCCUUUCUGCGCCGUCAUCUCCAGUUCGCCUCCCCCACCUAGUACCGCCAGUGAGGAAGGAGGUGCAUCGGCAUGGAUAGGCAUGCUUGGUGAAGCGGUGAAGGCCGCGAGACGUGGGGCAGAGGGAACGCGUGGGAUGAAAGCGCGCUUAGGUAGAGCUGUGUAUGUUGGUGGUGGGGAGGAUGGAAGCGAGGGGGGAGGGUUGCCGCCUGAUCCUGGAGCGUGGGGUGUUGCUGCUAUUGUAGAAGGGUUUUUGGAGGGCUUGAAAGGAUGA
Serpula lacrymans var. lacrymans S7.9 is the source of this 2075-nucleotide messenger RNA. RefSeq lists its product as uncharacterized. Gene Ontology annotation, biological process: glycerol catabolic process. Gene Ontology annotation, cellular component: cytosol. Gene Ontology annotation, molecular function: glycerone kinase activity. The record is from RefSeq and is a predicted model, not a curated record. The transcript is spliced from 5 exons. Lineage: Eukaryota; Fungi; Basidiomycota; Agaricomycetes; Boletales; Serpulaceae. Bases 18 to 2075 code for a protein of 685 amino acids.